This is a messenger RNA of Frieseomelitta varia, 4407 nucleotides long. RefSeq names its product adhesive plaque matrix protein. Bases 324 to 3515 code for a protein of 1063 amino acids. The transcript is spliced from 2 exons. The record is from RefSeq and is a predicted model, not a curated record. Lineage: Eukaryota; Metazoa; Arthropoda; Insecta; Hymenoptera; Apidae.
UGGCGCAGGGCCAGUAGGAUCCACCGAUAUAAAGAUCUACGGUCACACGGGCCGGGAGGUCACUCGUUUCCUCAUCGUCGUCCAAGUGCAACGGGACAGUGAGUGAUACAACAGCGAGCUGAUUCCUAUCCCCGUGUUAUGGGCUCGUCCCUGUGACAACGACUGAUUUUACACUUCCAUCAAUUUGUAUUUCACUCUCCUUUGCUCGGAAGUCGAUCGGAACGACGCUGGUUUGUGGCUGGUUUGUGUCGCGUAGACGAGCGCUGACUAGCGUCGAAUCGAGGGGAGAUAUAUACUGGAUCCAAGCAUUCAAGAAGAUCACGAUGCAGAGAAGACUCGCUGCGCGAAAGCUCCUGUUGGCAAUAGUGUUGACGACCUGUUUGUCAAUGGUGGCAUCAUUAUCGAGCAGGGAAAGGCGGCACGUCGGCGCGGAGGUACCGAGUGAUCGAGUAGACAGGACGCGCACGCCGGCCGGCCGUAGUAGUAUCAAGUCAUCGACCAGCAGAGACAACGAGAUAACUACGGAAGCCGGAAGGAAAGUGUCACACAGGCUGAUUGGAGGCCACUUGCGAGCGGACGCGAGGCAAGAAACGCUCUGGGAUGACGGUAUCCUCUUGUCGUCCGCUGGCAACGGCAGGGAGACGAAGGGGGCCACUAGCCGCAAAGACGAGGACGACGAGAAGAAAACUCUCUCCCAGCAGGUGAAAGAGGGGAAAUACGGUCUCAUACAGAACGAGAUCUACGGGAGCCAAGAACCUAAACGGCCAGGGAUAAUCAGUUACUUGGGCAAUCCGGAAGUGCCGAAAGACACGAUCGACAAUCUCGGUGGCCUCGACGAGGACGAGAUCUGGCUGGCUGAGAAUCACGUGCUGGUGCUGAGGGGAGGCAAGUUUCCUGGCCACGAGACGUCGCAAGGCAGCGGAGACAGCACGCAGACCUGGCCACCGAUCGACGAUUACAAAGCACCGAGAAGACAAGUCAAGAUACCAUCGAAACCGAAGGUACCGCCGCCCUUUCCGGUACAGCUCGCAGAGGGUGGCCCGAUACAGAUCAUCGGAACGAACGGCACCAAAGAGAUCGGCAACGGGACAGUCGACUACAGAAAGGAACCGUUGCUCACCAAGGGGCUGCUACCGGAUGAUGGGCCGCUUCUCGCUGUUAUAGCCAACGGGACGAUUCUAACGCCGGAGAGCUCGAGGAACGCGUCCUCCGAGGAAGAGAACUCGAGCGUGAGGAACAAGGACGACAAAUCCGACAUCCUACCGCCUGGAAGUUUCCCGCCAUUUUACCACGCGAUUCCACCCGGCGCUGUGUUCGUACCACCGCCGAGCAAUCACUCGGAUUACGACGAGGAUGAUCAAUCCAUUUACUAUCCACCGCCGUACAGUUUCCAGUAUCAACAGGACAAUGCGACAGCUGUGCCGCCAGGUCCUCUCGUCCCAGGGAUCAUUCUUCCACCACCGCCAGACUUCUUCUCCGCUCUCGAAGAGAAGAAGACCACGACGAAGAAGUACGCGAAGCGACCCGAAACGACUCCCGUACCGAGACCCAGGCCUACCUAUCUACCGCCGAGGAAACUGACCACGAAGCAACACAAGAGUCCCACCACGGAGUCAGACCUCUCCCGAGCCACGAAACUUGGACCAUCUGUCACUGUUACGUCAGGCAUUACGAAAACGUACGGUCGGGCAACGUACAAAAAUUUGACGAGCAAAAGUAGCCUCGCUGCUACCGGCAAGCCCCCCAGCGUAAGAACGAUUCCGUACACAGAGGUUACGACAUCGCUGCCCGAUAAAUCGACCACGCUCGAUAACCCAGACUUCUACAACAUCGGCCCGUUAACGGAGAAUCAAGUGACCAGUCAAGAGAACGCACACAAGCAGAAGGAUCAAGCUUGGUCGGGUCUAGUGACCAGUAAAACGAUUCCGAUAGUGGCGUACUACGCCACGUCAACGCAGUCCACCUUGGAGAGGCCUGUGGAGGUAACGCCGGCCUCGAUAAAGAGUAUUAUUACUACCAGCAACCCGGAACGAUCGCCCAGCCAGGCUUCUUACUACUUUUACGAGGAAUCCCACGAGCCUCCCCUUCGAGCCACCACUCCGAAUCCGUCGUCGAUUUAUUACAAAACUACCACCGAGUCGCCUUUCUACGAGACGGUGACACAACCGCGGGCAGAAGAGAAGAAGAAACAGUAUUACAGCGUGGAGACAGUCCCGUCGCGGCAAACGUCGAAGGACUACAGUAUUAAGUUUAUCGGCUCGCCGGUGAAAAAUUCCGGGCCCGUACGUUACAGCGACUCGACGGUCACGCAAAGUUCAUCCAAGUACGAGAGCGGCUCGGCGAGAACUCAGGGUCAACGUAUGUUACCCGAUCACGCGCCUCUUUACUAUCAGGCCAUAUCUGUUCGUCCGGUGGUGCCCGUGCAGUCCUAUUACACCACCUCGAAGCCGCAGACCUAUUACAGGCAAGAAGCGAAAUCGAAGCCGAUCUACCAGUACAGCUUCGAGGCGACGGAGUACUCGAAGCAACAGCAAACCAACGUGUUCAACGAGUAUCAGAACGUGAAAGACGACGGGAGGUACAGUAAUCAUCGAUACGAUUACGAGAACGAAUCGAUGCCUCGGAAGAGGGUCAGACCGCAACCGUACAAGAAUCAGCAACCGAUCUAUCCUUCGACGACGGCGCACACGGCGAUUAGCACGACCGACAAUCCUCAACACUCCUAUUACACGCAACAGGACGAGAAGUUCUUGGACGACGUGACGAAGGAAUAUUUCACCAUCUUCGGCAAGAAGAUACCGCACAAGGGUAUACCGAGCACGACUCCCAUAUACUCCAAGUCGAACAGUAUCACCGAACGGCCAGAUUACAACGUGAACGCCUACGUGGAGAGUUACAACACGCCAGAGCCACCUGUGUACAAAACACCUAACGUCAAGGUGCACUACGGGGACCAAUCUCAAAGGCCGUACUCCCUCAAAGACGACAUUCUUGUCAACUACAGGCAGCCUCUGCCUCCCAUCAACCCCGACAGCGAGUUCAUCACGGUGGUCGAUCCGAGCCAGCAACAGCCACCCGAUUACAGGAUAGCCAACAGAGAGGACCAACCACUGGCACCGAUCCGCGCCUAUCCAUCCCAGCCGUUGGCGAAUCCACGAAACGGUGGUCCACCUACCAACUACGUGCCGGUCGUCGAGUCUUCGGAAGAAUUGGACGAGGCAUACCCUCAGCUACCCAUAUCGCUGGAAGACGACAUCAAAGUGAACUACCGCGACCCACGACCAACCAUAAAUCCGGACGCCGAAUUCAUCGACCCGAUCCCAGUGCACGAGAAUCAUCCGGAAAAGCCAAAGGCCUAUUUCGCGUACAGGCUGCCAGGCGACGGGGGCCACUUUUACUUCCUAACGCCGCAAGCGAUCACGCAGAGGCCGGACCAAACCGCCGGUCACCUCUUCCCCAAAUCGAGAGGAGCCAGACUGCUGAGACGUCGACGGAGGCCAACGGGCAACGUGUGACACCUCGUACGCGACGAGGUAGCCGCGCAACGCCAUACGAAUCAUCGAGGACGCACGAUGGAAAUGCGUGUCAUAUGGAACGCGACGCGAGAAUCGAUGACGAAAUACCGUUCUGUACCGUUAUAUUAGAAUAUUUAUUUUACGUGUAAAUAUAUAUAUAUACACACACACACACAUAUGUAUGUAUACGUAUAUACCUUGUAUGCGUAACGUAUAAUCAAGUUCGAUGAUUAUCAACGCCUCAUUUACGCUACGUAGAAUGCUUAAUUUAUGCGACCUGACUUUUUCCUACCCUGCUCCCUAACCCCGCUUUAGAUUGAUACAGAUGCGAUGUUGUGUGUAACGCCGCUCGCGUGCGACGAUAGGUAUGCGCGGGGCUUUUGAUCGACCGUUCGUACUCGCGCGUUGUCUGUGAUUAAUGAUCGAUCGCGUAUCGUGUACAUAUAGUUGUUACUGACGACGUAGAGAUAUUCAAUUCCGAGCGUAUUUUUAUAAACCGUUAUAUUCGAAAUAUGUUACAUUUGACCGCGCAUGCAUGAAAUAAAGUUCAAAAAGACGAAAUUUCCUACAUCUUGUCUAGAAUUUCAAGGACGAUGCAAGAUGGUACAAAUUUGAUUGCAAUAUCGAUACUGUUUUGUUUUACUUGCUGUACGAGACUCUACGAAUUUUCAAUUGAUCGAUAAAUUUAUUGUAAAUAUAUAUGUGAUGCGAGUCCGAGUGACGUUCUUAAUAAAAAUUAAUAGGUAGUACUAUCAUAUAUAUAGGAUUAAACUAAAAUGUAAAUGUAUCCUUUUCAAACAAUACGUGACUUCCAACUGAUAAUGGCAAAUGAUCUUUGAAAAAUCGAUUGUUUAUAAAGUUACGAAUAAAAAUAAACGUUUAAAAAUCUGAA